UGUCACUCUGACUGCGCUGAUUGAGCAGACUGCUGUUACCACCGUUGUCUGCCUUCGUUUCCACCUCUGCUACAUCAGAUCAGGGGUAUGACUGUCAUCUAAUAACACCUGCUGCUGAAGACCUCUGCCCUGCUGGACAAACACAUGGACACAGACACAUCCAGACAGCAUGGGAUCCAGACUGAAACAAAACCCUGAGCGAACGUUCUACUGGUUCUUUGAAGCAACUUGUCCCGUAGCCAGAGACAAAGAUCCUGGUGUACUGUUUCAGUUUCCAGAGGACUUCAGUGAUGAGGAGUCUUGUCAAAUAUUACCCAGGUUCUGCUUCCCGUAUGACAUACAAAGAGCGAGGGAGGGAGUGGCCGUGCAGCACUUUACCUUUGUUUUGACUGACCUUGGGGGAUGCCAGAGGUUUGGCUUUUGCCGUCUCACCAACAACACACAAACCUGCCUUUGCAUACUCAGUUAUCUUCCAUGGUUUGAAGUGUUUUACAAACUUCUCAACAACUUGGCUGAUUACCUCACAAAAGGACAGACCAAUGAGAUGAAGGCGCUGCUGGCUGCGCUCUACAAGCAGCCCUUACCACUGGCAGCCGGAUCUGUCACUCUGCAGAUGGGAGAGCAGCUAUUGGUCAGCACAGAGGUGUCCCAUCCUGUUGAACACCCAGAGAGAAAAGAGGGGGUUCCAUAUUUCAUCGCUCCAGACCCCAGAAGUCUCCCUUCCAUUCCUGAAAAUAGGAACUUGACAGAACUGAUUGUGGCCGUAGAUGUGGGCAACCUGCUCCAGCUCUAUGCCAGCAUGCUAUUUGAGAGACGCAUCCUCAUCUUUGCCAGCAAACUCAGCACUCUGACGUCUUGCGUGCAUGCACUCAGUGCCGUGUUAUACCCCAUGUACUGGCAACACAUCUUCAUCCCUGUCCUGCCACCCCAUCUACUGGACUACUGCUGUGCACCUAUGCCUUACCUAAUAGGGGUCCACACCAGUCUAUCUGAGCGGGUGAGGAGUCGUGGGUUGGAGGAAGUUGUGAUUCUGAAUGUGGACACAAACACUCUGGAAACCCCCUUUGAAGACCUAAAAAGGAUACCUUCAGACGUGAUGUCCGGGCUGAAGGCGUGUUUGAAGCGACAGGCGGUGUCUCCUGGGUGUGGUGUCUCAAGGGCGUUCCUGAGAGCUCAGGCUUUGCUGUUCGGAGGCUACAGGGACGCGCUGCAGAGUCACAAGGAGGGUGAGAUGUAUUUCAGUGAGGAACUGUUUCUAGAUCACAAGUCUGCCAGUAUGAGGCAGUUCCUACAGAGUGCCAUUCAUUUACAGUCCUUCAAACAGUUCAUCGAUUGCCGCCUGGAUAUUCUGAACAAAGAGACGGAACCAGAUGAUCUCUUUGAGGAGGAGAUCUUGAAGUGUGAAACAGCUGCAGGGAGAAGCAAAUCUUAUCAACAGUUAGUUGGGAAUUUAAAGAAAGGGGGAGGAGCGCUCAUCCUUAACAUGAAGUCCAAAGCAAACAUGAGGGCCAAAGGUCUCGCCAGGUCUGGUUUGAAAAACCUGCUGAUGCACAAGGCCCACAAUGAAGACCACGCCCUUCAGAGAGGAGGAUCUGUGUCGCACCGCCGUGCCCAAUCCGACUGCUUGCAGAACCGCCUGCCAAUCACACAACACUUUGGGAGGUCACGUCCCCGUCGGCCUGUUCUCAAACAUAGGGCUCCCGGAGACGAGGGGGACUUGCAGGACACUGAAGACACAUGGGAUGGAGCUGUGUCUGGGCCCCUGGUCGAGCCGGACUCUGAGCUCCAGAAGGAUGAAGAAGAGGGGGAAGAUUCGCUGCUGUGUGACCCGGAGGAGAUGGAUCUGCUGGGGGAGAUCUUUGACACGCUCAGCUCCCGGAGCUGCCACGAGCGCGGACUGCUGUACGGGACACGCAGCCUGGAUCUGUUUGGACCAGACAGCCAUGACUAUAUCACGAAGGUCGGUUUUCCAGGCAACCCCAGCCAGGAGAGCCUGUCUCUGUCUAUCGGCAGUGGCAGCCUGCACAGCUGGAAUCUGGAAACCACAGAGGAGUUGUCAAACCUGACGGAGGACUCCGAUUGGCUGUGCCUGGACACCAGCGUACCAGAGGAGGUGGGGACAGAGAGUCUGCUGGCAGCGUGUGAAAUGGGGGAGCAAGAAAGCAGACAGAGGGAGGUCAGAGAGAAACAGGAAGAAGUGAAGGUAGAAAUAAACGGGAACCAAGAAGAAGAAGAAAUAGACGACGGAAAUAACUUUAAGGAAGUGAAGUUAGAGGAAGAGACGAAGCAAGAGGGUCAAGAAAAGAGAGUGAGUUUAGGAGAGGACCUUGUGAAGGAAAUGACUGAGAAGCGAGAGGAUGAAGGGUUGAAAGAAAAGAGGGAAGAUGAGCAAAAUCAGGGUGAGGAGGUAGCUGAGGGACAAGAGGUGGAAAAAGGGACAAAUGAAAUGCAGAGAGGUGAAGCAAGAGAAGAAGAGGGAAAAGAGAAGCAGGAGGACAAAGGUGAAGAGGUGACUCUAAACCAACUGAAUCCCCAUCAUCCCAACGCUGAGGAGGAGGACAAUCUGAAAUCCACAGCUUCUCCUGAGCCUCGGAGUCUCGUCGAUGACCCUAAACCUCCAGCAGGUCAAGAGAAAAUUAGUGAAGAAGCAGUGAAGAAAGAAGAGCAGGAGGAGAGGCCGACUCCUUCUCCUCCGAAAGUGCUGUCUGCUGUAGCACGCUUCCAGUCUCAGGCGCAUAGCCAGGGCUUUCAGGUGAAGUCCAAGAUCAAGGAACUGGCUGAACCUGGGAGACCUUGCAACAUGCUUCGGAGCAAGGAGAACGCACAAACGCGGCCACCGUGUGACUCAGAAGAGAAAAAAUGCUCAGAGGGACAUGAGGAGGAAGACCCGCCUUUAAUCAGAGUGUCUGAACUGAAGAAGAGAUUUGAAGUUUAAAGGGUGAGGCUGGUGACUUUCUAGUUUGCCUUACUUUCAACAAAAUCCCAUGAAAAUACCAAAAUGAGCAAUGUGUAAGUUUGUCUCUCAGUACUCUGAUUUCUCCUGCCUGUCUGUGAUUCUCUGCCCCAAGCCCUUUUGUUGCUAUUACAGAUGUUAAUCUCAGAAAAAUGGGUCACAAAUAUAUAGGUUGCAUCCGAAAUUCCAUACUAACAUGGUAUUUAGUACGCUAAAACAGUAUGUGAGAUAUUUUAGUAUGUCCGAAACCUUAGUAUGAAACCAAUAGUGCGCAAAUUGCAGACUAUUUACGGUGAAAUAUUGGACACUACAGCAGCAUAAAUAUCCCACAAUGCAAUGCGGUAGUGACAACAACAUUCAUAACAGACUUUGCCAGACAGCUCUGUAACGUCAUUAGAGCUUCAAUUUAACUGUAAGUAUAAGAUUUCACUUUGCUAGGCGGAAUAUAUAUUUAAAACUCGUUCAGACUUUAAUUCUCACAAAUCGUCGUUUUGGUCUCAUGAGGUUGGCACGGGUUACCAUGGUUACACAUUUCCAACCAGCAAGGAGGCUCUCAGGAAGUGACGACGUAAAUUAUUGCUCGGUGCGUCCAAAAAGAUCCAUACUACUGUUUAUUCACACAAAAGUAUGUUGAACGAUAGUACACGAAUUGAGUAUGUAGUGCAUAGUAUGUGAUUUCAGACGAAGCCAUAGUUUCAUUUUUAUGUCUCCACACCGGUGACAGCCGUGGAGGCAGGCAUUAUGUUUACAGGUUGUCCGACUGUCCGUCUGUACCAUUCUCGUGAACGCAAUAUCUCAGGAACACCUGGAUGGAAUUUUCUUCAAAUUUGGCACAAAUGUCCACUUGGACGAAAAGAUAAACUGAUUAGAUUUUGGUGGUCAAAGGUCACUGUGACCUCACAAAACUUUGAACACUUUAAGCAAAUGUUACACAAACUGGAGUAAAUAGUGCUUUUGUUGUGGACUAUUAUCAGCCACAGAUUUGGUGCGCGGGUGAGUAUUGAUGCCUUCAAAUGGGGUCGUGUUUACUGUGUUCACGAGAAGAGUCCAUAUGAACCUCUUGUGGUAUUCACGACCUCGUAAGUUGAAAGUUUCUGAAAGCUUAGAGUUCACGAGUUGUGACGUAUUU
Sebastes umbrosus (honeycomb rockfish) is the source of this 4082-nucleotide messenger RNA. Its product is annotated as DENN domain-containing protein 1C. Gene Ontology annotation, biological process: endocytosis; endocytic recycling. Lineage: Eukaryota; Metazoa; Chordata; Actinopteri; Perciformes; Sebastidae. Bases 170 to 2935 code for a protein of 921 amino acids. The transcript is spliced from 23 exons. The record is from RefSeq and is a predicted model, not a curated record. Gene Ontology annotation, molecular function: phosphatidylinositol phosphate binding; guanyl-nucleotide exchange factor activity. Gene Ontology annotation, cellular component: intracellular membrane-bounded organelle; cytosol.